CGGCAGCCAUGGCGCUGCUGCGCGCCCCUCGCGGCCCGGCCCUGUCCGGCGCGCGGCGCGUGCUGGCGCUCGCCCUGCUGCAGCCCCGCGCGGGCGCCGGGUGUGGGGGGGGCGGCGGCCGGGAGCGGCCCCGCGCGGCCACGGGGCGCGCGCAGAUUCCACCAUUCUGGAAGCAGAGAUCAUGGCACAGUCUGGGAGGAUAUCGUUCCAGGCCGUUAUUAGAGGCUUCAGAGGUCCUUCUGAGGUGGCGACUGAUAGAAAAGAGAAUGUGUUGGCACGGUCAUGCAGGUGGAGGGCUUCACACAGAUCCAAAGGAGAAGCUGAAAGAGAUCGAUGCCAAGAAGAUUGUCAGAGCGAUGUUGUCUUAUGUGUGGCCCAAGGACAGACCAGACCUGCGCACCAGAGUAGCCAUUUCACUGGGCUUUUUAGCCAGUGCAAAGGCCAUGAAUAUAUUGGUUCCCUUCAUGUUUAAAUAUGCAGUGGACAACCUCAACCAGGUAUCUGGAAACGUGCUCCACCUUGGCGAUGCACCACAUACAGUGGCAACGGUGGCAACUGCUGUCCUCGUUGGCUAUGGUAUCUCAAGAGCUGGGGCAGCAUUAUUUAAUGAGGCUCGAAAUGCAGUAUUUGGGAAAGUGGCUCAAAAUUCAAUCAGAAGGAUAGCAAAGAAUGUUUUUCUUCACCUUCAUAACCUGGAUUUGGCAUUCCAUCUAAGUAGGCAAACUGGAGCUCUCUCAAAAACCAUCGACAGAGGAACAAGAGGCAUCAGUUUUGUUCUGAGCGCUUUAGUAUUUAAUCUGGGACCUACAAUGUUCGAAGUGGCGCUGGUCAGUGGAAUUCUGUAUCACAAGUGCGGUGCAGAGUUUGCUUUGGUGACCUUGGGGACACUGGGAGCCUAUGCAGCAUUCACAAUAGGAGUCACGCAGUGGAGGACUAAGUUUCGAAUAGAAAUGAACAAAGCAGAUAAUGAUGCAGGAAAUGCAGCAAUUGACUCACUGCUGAAUUAUGAGACUGUGAAGUAUUUCAAUAAUGAAAAAUAUGAAGCUCAACGGUAUGAUGGAUUCUUGAAGACGUAUGAAAAUGCCUCCCUGAAGACUACCUCUACUUUAGCUCUGCUCAACUUUGGACAGAGUGCGAUAUUUAGCGUUGGCUUAACAGCCAUCAUGGUGCUCGCCAGCCAGGGAAUCGUUGCAGGUAGCCUUUCUGUUGGAGAUUUAGUGAUGGUGAAUGGAUUGCUGUUCCAGCUUUCUCUUCCCCUAAACUUCCUGGGAACAGUAUACAGAGAGACAAGACAAGCACUUAUAGAUAUGAAUACCUUGUUUACACUUCUCAGUGUAGAUACCAAAAUUAAAGACAAAGAGCUGGCUCCACCUCUGCAGAUCACACCUCAGACUGCUGCCAUCACCUUUGAUAACGUGCAUUUUGAAUACCUCGAGGGGCAGAAAGUCCUUGCUGGAGUGUCUUUUGAAGUCCCUGCAGGAAAGAAAGUGGCCAUUGUAGGAGGUAGUGGGUCAGGGAAAAGCACAAUUGUGAGAUUAUUAUUUCGUUUCUAUGAACCUCAAAAAGGAAAUAUUUAUGUUGCUGGACAGAACAUACAAGAUGUCAGUUUGGAAAGUCUGAGAAAGGCAAUAGGAGUUGUACCUCAGGAUGCUGUUCUCUUCCACAAUACCAUCUAUUACAACCUGCUCUAUGGCAAUACUGGUGCAACGCCGGAAGAGGUGUAUGCAGUAGCGAAGUUGGCAGGGAUCCACGAUGCUAUUCUUCGAAUGCCAAAUGGUUACAACACUCAGGUUGGUGAACGAGGACUCAAGCUCUCAGGAGGAGAAAAGCAGAGAGUUGCAAUUGCCAGAGCAAUGCUAAAGGACCCGCUUAUUUUCCUCUAUGAUGAAGCCACAUCAUCUUUAGACUCAAUUACAGAAGAGAAUAUCCUCAGUGCCAUGAGGGACAUGGUGAGACACCGAACGUCAGUGUUCAUCGCUCACAGGCUGUCAACGGUGGUCGAUGCCGAUGAAAUCAUUGUGCUGGAUCAGGGUAAGGUUGUGGAACGUGGCAGACACGCCGACCUCCUUGCAAGUCCGAACAAUCUCUAUUAUGAGAUGUGGCACACACAGAGCAGUAAAGUACUCAGUAGUCAUAACAAUCCAAGCUGGGAAGAGAGAAGUAAUCAGAUGUCUAAGGAGGAAGAAAGAAAAAAACUAGAAGAAGAAAUUAUGAGUAGUGUGAAAGGCUGUGGAAACUGUUCGUGCUGAGUAUGAUCCUGGAUUGGUCUUCCAUAACAGGUUAAAAAUGCACACAAUGACAGUGAAGUGCAGCUCUUGUUUCUAAGUCAGCAUUAAAAAACUUCCUGGGUUUUGCAGGUUUGGGGUUUUUUAGUGUCUCAGAGGGGUAUAAUUUCAACCAAAGGAGUUCUAUUUUUACAUCUUCAGCAGUCUUUCAUGUUCAGUACAGCUGCAAGAGCUGAGCUUUUUCAAAACCUUUAAACUUCUCGACUAAGAGUGUCAUUUACAGCAAUUUUUAGGUAUUGGCAAGUUUUCCUGGUAGUUGCUUGAGGUGGGUUAUUAAAUUAUAAACAGAUUUGACCUUGAUUUGCAUUAUUUCUCAUCAUUAAUGGUUGAUAAAUAUGUCAUGUUUAAUUGUAAUUGGGCUAAUUUGAACUCAUUUGCUAGUGAGGAAGAUGCAAUUUAAAUUCUUCAGUGCUGUUCUGGUUUAAAACACUCUUCGUUGUAAAGAAUAAGAAAAGCCUGAAAAAAAAAUAGUAUUAGAGGCCUAAAGUAGCAAACUAAAUACUGGAAUUGCCCAUCUCACCAUUCAACAGCAUCUGUUGUACCAGGCUAUUGGGAAGGGGAUUGGUGUCAUUCUAGAGGAAAAGUAGAAGUAUUUUAAAGAGCUGGUAGAGACCUGGAAUUGACUUUUGUCAAAUUUAUUGUGUGGCUCCCUAGAAACCAUGUGGUAUGUAAAUAAGAAGAAUGUGAAGUUACCCUUAAAUUAAAAGUUCUGAGUUGAGGAUUCUGUAUCCUCAGCAGCUGCUGCAGCAGUCAAAGCAGAACGCGGUCAUUUUUUCUAUUUGAGUCGUGGUCUUAGGAAGCAAUUAAGAUUCAAUAAAGACUUCCAUAAAUUUC
This is a messenger RNA of Cuculus canorus (common cuckoo), 3119 nucleotides long. RefSeq names its product ATP binding cassette subfamily B member 7 (gene ABCB7). Gene Ontology annotation, molecular function: ATP hydrolysis activity; ABC-type transporter activity; ATP binding. The transcript has 16 exons. Lineage: Eukaryota; Metazoa; Chordata; Aves; Cuculiformes; Cuculidae. The record is from RefSeq and is a predicted model, not a curated record. Gene Ontology annotation, cellular component: mitochondrial inner membrane. Gene Ontology annotation, biological process: transmembrane transport; intracellular iron ion homeostasis. The coding region runs from base 9 to 2249 and encodes 746 amino acids.